AAACCGAAUGUAUUCGUGGCUCGCAAUUUAUUUGAAUUUUAUUUUUUUAUAUAUUUAACGUAUUUUUUAAUUAUGGUAGUAAUUAAAAACAUAACGUGCAUAGGUGCAGGGUAUGUAGGUGGACCCACGUGUAGCAUUAUAGCUCAGAAAUGUCCUGAUAUUGUAGUUUCCGUCGUCGAUUUAAGCCAAUCUCGAAUUGACGCUUGGAACUCAAACGUUUUACCAAUUUAUGAGCCAGGACUAGAGGAUGUUGUGUUCUCUUGUAGAGGAAAAAAUUUGUUUUUUUCAACAAAUAUUAAUGAAGCAAUCGAACAAGCUGAUUUAAUAUUUAUUUCGGUAAAUACUCCAACUAAAACCUAUGGACUUGGAAAAGGAAGAGCACCUGAUUUGAAAUAUAUAGAAGCGGCUGCAAGAAAUAUUGCCAAAAUUGCUAGAAAAAGUAAAAUUAUUGUUGAAAAGAGUACUGUACCUGUGAAAGCUGCAGAAAGUAUCAGUCGAAUAUUAAGUGCAAAUCAAACCAAUGAUGUUAGGUUUCAGGUCUUAUCUAAUCCAGAAUUCUUAGCAGAAGGAACAGCAAUCCAGGAUUUGUUGGUACCAGAUCGAGUUUUAAUUGGGGGAGAGCAAACCAAAGAAGGGCGUGAAGCCAUUGAUGCUUUGGCCUCCGUUUACAAACAAUGGGUACCAGAAGAAAGAAUUAUAAAAAUGAAUACUUGGUCAUCUGAGCUUUCUAAACUUGCUGCAAAUGCAUUUCUUGCUCAAAGAAUCUCAAGCAUUAAUGCCAUGAGUGCUAUCUGUGAAUCUACUGGAGCUGACAUUGAGGAAGUAGCAUUUGCUAUUGGAAUGGAUUCUAGGAUUGGAAGCAAGUUUUUAAAAGCCAGCGUUGGAUUUGGCGGAAGUUGUUUUCAAAAAGAUGUUUUAAAUCUUGUGUAUCUCUGUGAAGCGUUAAAUCUUCCUGAAGUGGCAGCAUACUGGCAUCAAGUAGUUGAAAUGAACGAGUACCAGCGCAAAAGAUUUGCAAAUCGUAUCAUUAACUGUUUGUUCAACACUGCAAGUGAUAAGAAAUUAGCCCUUCUCGGUUUUGCGUUUAAAAAAAAUACUGGAGAUACAAGGGAGUCUGCAAGUAUUUAUAUUACCAAAUAUUUGUUAGAAGAAGGUGCACGAGUAUCCAUCUAUGAUCCCAAAGUAACAAUGGACCAAAUCAUGUUAGAACUAACUGAUCCUGAUCUUGGUUUGGACCCUAAAAAAGUAAAGAAACUUGUAACAAUUGCACCUGAUGCCUAUUCUUGCAUAGAAAAUGCUCAUGCUUUUGUGGUUGCUACUGAGUGGGAUGAAUUUAAGCUGUUGGAUUAUAACUUGAUAUACAAAAAGAUGUUGAAACCUGCAUUUGCAUUUGAUGGCCGAUUAAUACUUGAUCACGCACAUUUACAUGACAUUGGGUUUCAAGUUGAAGUUGUUGGAAAGAUCAUUUCCAGUGGUUACCCACAACCUCUUACUCCAACUCUCCCGCCUACAACCUCUUUUUUUUUAAUGAAAGGUCCAGAGUUGUCAUCUAGUAGCCGUGCUCCGCCAACUAUCUAUGGAUAGAUUAAACAUAAAAAUAUUUAGUUUUUUCUAUCAUUUACCAAAAUUUGAUGGAUUAUUUAUGAUUAAAUAUUUUGUAAAAAUUGUUUUUCACAAAAAAUUUUUGAUUUAUUUUCAAUUUUAAUAAUUGUGAUGCAAAAAUGUAACAAAAUUUAUUUCCAUUUUUAAAACUAAGGUAUUUAUUGAUGUUUAUUUAUUUAUUUAUGAAUUUUUUUUAAUUAUGGUGGUUUUAACUGAUAACUUUUAUUUGAAAAUUUUAGAUCAACUUUAAUUUAUUUUAUUUUAAUUUUUUUUAAUGUUUUAUGUUUGAUGAGCUAGUAAAUAGAAGCAUUUUCUAGUAAAAUUUUUGUUUUGUGUAAAUGUUUAACGUAAAUGCUCUAAUUUAUUUGGUAGUGUUUGUUAGCUUAAAUAAACUUUUAAUUUUAUUUUUAACUUGAAUGAAACAAUUUUUUUAACUGAAAGAGAUUAUUUUUCUAGAAUUAUUGAGAAAUUUGUAGAUAUAUUGUUUAAAUUGUAUGGCAUAUACUUCAAAAUUAUUCUUUGUAAUAACAGGAAAAUGUAUUGGAAGAUUAAAGAUGAAUUUAUUACAAUCA
Molecule: messenger RNA, 2174 nt
Organism: Hydra vulgaris (swiftwater hydra)
Lineage: Eukaryota; Metazoa; Cnidaria; Hydrozoa; Anthoathecata; Hydridae
Product: UDP-glucose 6-dehydrogenase
Biological process (GO): glycosaminoglycan biosynthetic process
Cellular component (GO): nucleus
Molecular function (GO): NAD binding; UDP-glucose 6-dehydrogenase activity
Source: RefSeq, a predicted model, not a curated record